Molecule: messenger RNA, 4398 nt
Organism: Myripristis murdjan (pinecone soldierfish)
Lineage: Eukaryota; Metazoa; Chordata; Actinopteri; Holocentriformes; Holocentridae
Gene: dab1b
Product: DAB adaptor protein 1b
Exons: 15
Coding region: 865-2625 (586 amino acids)
Biological process (GO): neuron migration
Cellular component (GO): intracellular membrane-bounded organelle; cytoplasm
Source: RefSeq, a predicted model, not a curated record
CUGCUGCUAUGAUUGGCCGCUGUAUGCAGCGCUUCAGCCUCCUUGAAUGAGAAACAGGGGUAACCAGGCAACUUCAGUGCUGGGAAAAAAAGAAGACAGAGCUUUAUGGGAUCCCAGAAUUGUGGAAAAAUUUCGAACAUACACAAGCAAGGCAAUGUGAUUUUACCUUCCGUGUCCGGCAAAUGGAAUUAACAAAUGGAUUUUUUUCAAACGCGCUCUCUCUCAUUGGGGGGGAAAUAGAGCGCUCAAAUGAAGGGGAUACAGAUGUGGAUUAAAACGCAUAAAUGGGACACUUCAGAAAAGGAUCCGUUGAGAAAAGUGCUCACAGCUAGUGACUGGGAUGAGCUGUCGGACUGCAUCUAAAAUAUUCUACCAAAGAAUAAUGUCCACUCCUGACCGCCUCUGAAGAGCAAUACUUGAUCCGAUCUUUUCUCUGCUCUCCCCUGGGGGGAAUUAUUUUGUGAGCAAUAGGUGGACCCUCUGUAAAGAGCAACAGUAGACCAUGUGAUACUUGACCUUAACUGAGAGCUCAGGUACACUCCAGAAGAUGUCAAAUCUGAUCUGAAGCCGCUCUCAAGAGGAUCAUUCAGCUCUAUCACUCAAUCAGCUUUUCAUGUGUUCUUUGGCAAUAUUGAAACAUCAUGGGCCAGCAGUGACGGAGGAUAGUUACCUAUGCUGGAUCUUCAUUAACCGAGGAAUACCAUACGUCUCACCAUGGAUUUGAAAGAGGUUCUCUGCGUUCCAGAGCAGCUCUGAGAAGGACCAGAGGGACGGACAGGACAUUUGAAGUUGGAGGAUUAGCUUGUGUGCUGCUAACCCAUGGUGGAUCUACUGUGAGCGGGACAACGGACUCAGCAGUGGAGGAUGUCAGCAGAGGCCGAGCUCCAGCCAGGUGUCAAAACCAGCCAGAGAAAGGAGUCCAGGAGGAUCAAAGGUCAGGACCGCAGUGAGGCGGGGCUUAUUAAGCGUUUCCGUGGAGAUGGCGUGCGCUACAAGGCCAAACUGAUCGGGAUUGAUGAGGUGACAGCGGCGCGCGGGGACAAGCUGUGCCAGGACUCCAUGAUGAAGCUCAAGGGAAUGGCUUCCUCGGCACGUUCCAAAGGGGAGCAUAAGCAGAGAGUCUUCUUGACAGUCUCUUUUGGCGGGAUCAAGAUUUACGAUGAAAGAUCAGGGGUGCUUCUCCACCACCACUCAGUCCAUGAGAUCAGCUACAUUGCCAAGGACACCAGGGACCACCGGGCCUUCGGCUAUGUCUGUGGGAAGGAAGGCCACCACAGGUUUGUGGCCAUCAAGACGGGACAAUCGGCGGAGCCUCUUAUCAUCGACCUGCGUGACCUCUUCACGCUCAUCUACGAUAUUAAGCAGCGGGAGGAGAUGGAGAAGAAAGCUCAGAAGGACAAACAGUGUGAGCAGGCAGUCUACCAGACCAUUCUGGAGGACGAGGUGGACGAUCCGGUUUACCAGUACAUAGUGUUUGAGGCUGGACACGAACCCCUCCGUGGCCCCCAGUCAGAGGAGAGCGUUUAUCAGGUCCCUACCAGUCAGCAGAAGGAAGGGAUCUAUGAUGUCCCAAAACGCCAUUUCAUGACUAAUAUCAACCACUUUGAUCUUUUCGGCGACAUGUCCACUCCUCCCUCGAUGCCUCCCUCACCUGCCAACACGUUGGACCCCAGCAGGACCAACCGCCAGCAGCAACACCCCCCUGCCGAGAUGUACGCCCCCUUCAGCCCCACCUCUGUGCCCUCAGGUUACAUGACCAUGGGCCCAGUGCAGGCUGCCCAGUGGGCACAGCAGCCAUUCCCUGCCCAGGCUCAGACUCUGGCCUUCCCCAUGCAGGGGCCGCUCCAGGUGGCUCAGGUCCUCCCCAGUGGUCAGCCAGUCAUCUGGAGCCAGGCGAACAUCUUCCCAGCCACACAGCAGCAGUGGGCAGCCAUGGCAGCCUACAUGCCAGCCCAGGCUGUGGGCGUAGGGGGCCAUGCCAUCCCAGCUGCCAUGCUACAGGGCCUGGUGCCCAUCACCACCGUGUGCCCCCAAGCCUGUGACCUAUCAGCUCCCUCCUCGGCCAUCACCAGCCCCCAGCACACAGCCGACCCCACCCUGCUACAAAGGCAGCUGAGCCUGGGAAAAGAGGGCCUCGGUGGGGACUCAGAUGCAGGCGAGGGCCCCUCCACAUCAGGAGCUGGAGGUGCAACUGGAGGUGCAGGUGCAGCAGCUGGCCUCGGGUCAGCAGCAGCGAGCAGAUGCGGGACCCCAGGCCCAGUAAGCAUACCGGACACACUGGUCUGCAGCCAGUUGCUGCCGCCCUCACCUGCUGCGACCCAGGAAGAGGAAGGGAGCUGUAGUGACCUUGACCUCUCCAGGAUGACUUUGAGCCCAGGCACAUCCACAUCACCGUCCUCUGACUCCCCGUCCACUCCGGCCCCCCAGCAGAGCUCCUCUUCAGACUGCCCCCCCUCCCAGGCCAGUGACCCUCCCACAGAUCACUCCCCGAUAGACCCAGAGGGCAACCCCAACAACGCCAAGGAGGAACAAUCGGCCUCUGUUGGUGCGAGGUCACUGUCUCCUGGCCCCAGUGAAGCUCCUGAUCCUCCUCAAACCCAGACCUGUCCGCAGGAAGACAGCUAGAGAACAACAGACAGUGAGAGAUGGAAGCUCUCCAGGCCUAGAUAGAAGCUCAUGAGGAAGACAAGAGGACAGGAAAGUCUUGACAGGAGAGGAAUGAAUGACUGUGGACAACAGCAUCUCUCACAGCUGGAUUACACAGACAUUGUUCUGUAUUUUCAACCAUUAAAGGAAAUAUCGGCAGUUCAACCAUAACCUGGCUAGAAUAGGAUCUGUUUCCCUCCGGAGGACACACACUCCUCGCAAAGACAACCAGACUUUUGGCUUUAUUGUCAAAUCAAAUAACCUUUCAACCAGAAAGUGACCUUUGAUCUUUGACCCACACACAGAACAGCAAGUCAGUGCAUCCUCCUUUAAUGGAUCAGUGGGUUUAUAGCAAUGAGGACAAGUUAUAGUCCACGGUGACAUGGAUGAUGCAAAUUAUUUUUUAGGAACUUUCAAGAGGAGCAGAUUCCUAUGUGGCUGACCUUCAAUUUGUUAACUGCCACCAGCGAAGACUGCGCACAACAGAUGGAUUUGCCAAAUGUUCUCAUAGUGUUGAUCAACCGAUUUGUCCAUUUGCAUGAACGGAUUUUGUAUGUGGAUCCAGCGGACUCGACUGUGAGCAAAACUGUUCUCUACAGCUUCCUUUUAAGUCUAAAACAAAUCGCAUUAUGAUUUUCUUUUUUUCUUAUUUUUUAAGCUGUGAAUUCUAAGUUGAUGACACCGAGUCAUUAGAUAUAACAAAAUGGCUUCUAAGCAUCAAUACUGAGAUCAAAAUUUGCCAAACAUCUAUUUUGUAAAUAAGAUCCUCCCCGUCCCCACACCUGAGCCUCUGUGCCAUAAGAAUAGCUCUCUUGCCUCUUGGAUGCCAACUACCUGUGUUUCUCUCAAGCAAUGCCCGACCAGCACCUCCAUUUUUUGACGUCUGGAUGUUUGUUUUGCUUUUGCUGCCAUUUUUUUUUUUUUUUUUCUCGAAAAACCUCUUUGUCUCUGUUUGGUCAGUGACAUACAGUAUGAACUGUGAAUCUGUGUUGCAUAGUCAUUCAAAGUAAAGCCUGCUGUACCUGUCUCACCUGUUUUGAUCUUGGCAGAUGAAAGAAAUGAAGGCAUCCUCAAACACAAAAAUAAAAGAAAAAAAAUCCACGGGCCAGUUUCUUAAAAGUCACAGUCACUUUUUUUAGUGGGUGGCAGGCAGAUUUCCCUGCGUAUUCUUGUUUGUAGAGAUUCUCGAUUUCCAAAAUCCAUCGUUCAUGGUUUGCUUUAAAAUUCUGUACCCACACCUCACAUAUCAGUUUGGUUUCUUGAACAAAUAAAAUGAAUAAGCCCAUUCUGAUAUGAUACGGCUUCAUAUUCAUGUUCGCUCAGAGACUCUAGAGUGCAUCUCUAUGCCUUAUCAGUUGUACAGGUUUUUCUGUUGUCCAGUCACUGUUCUCCUUGUCCAGUCAUUGUAUACAAUAAACAGGUCAUUGUUGUAACAAAGCGUUUGGGCAUAUUUGUAGGUCUGCUCCAUGGAAUCAAAAUGGCCGAAAGAUGGCAACUUUAUAUAAUAUGAAACGAUAGAGAUAUCACUAUUAACUUCUAGACUUACAAUGAAGAUGGUAACUGUAACCCUGCUCGUGUAAGAAAAAAAAAAGAGAAAUAGUCCAAAAUAUUUUGUAAAUUUUAUUUAUGAAAUCGAGAAUUGUCAUGAAAAAGAGAGAAAAAAAAGAACUUUUGUACGUCUAUCUCUUCCCCACACACUGUACCCAUCCCACUGUUCGGUCACAAAUAAAAUAUCAUGUGAUUCCCACAUUU